This is a messenger RNA of Piliocolobus tephrosceles (Ugandan red Colobus), 1734 nucleotides long. It is a transcript of the gene MFRP, whose product is annotated as membrane frizzled-related protein. NCBI's taxonomy places the organism in Eukaryota, Metazoa, Chordata, Mammalia, Primates, Cercopithecidae. The transcript is spliced from 13 exons. The coding region runs from base 1 to 1734 and encodes 577 amino acids. Gene Ontology annotation, molecular function: protein binding. The record is from RefSeq and is a predicted model, not a curated record.
AUGAAGGACUACUCAGAUGUCAUCCUCUGCGUGGAGGCAACAGAAUCGAGCAAGACCGAGUUCUGCAAUCCUGCCUUCGAGCCUGAGCCAUCCUGCCCUCCCCCAGCUUUUCCAGAAGAUGCCAGCUAUAGCGUCCCAGCUCCCUGGCACGGUCGGCGUCCUCGAGGGCUGCGGCCAGACUGCCGUUUCUCCUGGCUCUGCGUCCUCCUGCUCGCCAGCCUGCUGCUCCUGCUGCUCGGGCUGCUGGUGGCCAUCAUCCUGGCCCAGCUGCAGGCUGCACCCCCACCUGGGGCCUCCCAUAGCCCACUGCCUGCCGGAGGCCUUACCACCACCACCCCCACCCCCACCAUCACCACCUCUCAGGCAGCUGGGAUCACUAAUGGGCAGCAGGAGUCAGGUGUGAGCCCCUCCCCACAGGCCACCUGUGGAGGCCUCCUCUCUGGCCCAAGGGGCUUCUUCAGCAGUCCCAACUACCCAGACCCUUACCCCCCCAACGCCCACUGCAUGUGGCGUAUCCAGGUGGCCACAGACCAUGCAAUACAGCUCAAAAUCGAAGCCCUCAGCAUCGAGAGCGUGGCCUCUUGCCUUUUUGAUCGCUUGGAAAUCUCCCCUGAGCCUGAAGGCUCCCUCCUCAGGAUUUGUGGGAGGGUGCCUCCCCCCACGCUCAACACCAAUGCCAGCCACCUCCUGGUGGUCUUCGUCUCUGACAGCAGUGUGGAAGGAUUUGGUUUCCAUGCCUGGUACCAGGCUGUGGCCCCUGGGCAUGGGAGCUGUGCCCAUGAUGAGUUCCACUGUGACCAGUUCAUCUGUCUGCUACCUGACUCAGUGUGUGAUGGCUUUGCCAACUGCGCUGACGGCAGCGAUGAGACCAACUGCAGUGCCAAGUUUUCGGGGUGUGGGGGGAAUCUGACUGGGCUCCAGGGCACUUUCUCUACUCCCAACUACCUGCAGCAGUACCCUCACCAACAGCUCUGCACCUGGCAUAUCUCGGUGCCGGCUGGACACAGCAUAGAACUGCAGUUCCACAACUUCAGCCUGGAGGCUCAGGAUGAGUGCAAGUUUGACUACGUGGAGGUGUAUGAGACCAGCAGCUCAGGGGCCUUCAGCCUCCUGGGCAGGUUCUGUGGAGCAGAGCCACCCCCCCACCUCGUCUCCUCGCACCACGAGCUGGCUGUGCUUUUUAGGACAGAUCAUGGCAUCAGCAGUGGAGGCUUCUCAGCCACCUACCUGGCCUUCAAUGCCACAGAGAACCCCUGUGGGCCCAGUGAGCUCUCCUGCCAGGCAGGAGGGUGUAAGGGUGUGCAGUGGAUGUGUGACAUGUGGAGAGACUGCACCGAUGGCAGCGAUGACAACUGCAGCCGCCCCUUGUUCCCACCCCCAGAGCUGGCCUGUGAGCCUGUCCAGGUGGAGAUGUGCCUCGGUCUGAGCUACAACACCACGGCCUUCCCUAACAUCUGGGUGGGCAUGGCCACCCAGGAGGAGGUGGUAGAAGUCCUCAGCGGUUACAAGAGCCUGACAAGCCUGCCCUGCUACCAGAAUUUCCGGAGGCUCCUGUGUGGGCUGCUUGUGCCCCGUUGCACCCCACUAGGCAGUGUUCUGCCCCCUUGCCGCUCUGUCUGCCAGGAAGCAGAGCACCAGUGCCAGUCUGGCCUGGCACUACUGGGCACCCCCUGGCCCUUCAACUGCAACAGACUGCCAGAGGCAGCUGGUCUGGAAGCUUGUGCCCAGCCCUGA